Molecule: messenger RNA, 1932 nt
Organism: Ostertagia ostertagi
Lineage: Eukaryota; Metazoa; Nematoda; Chromadorea; Rhabditida; Trichostrongylidae
Source: the annotation of a GenBank genome assembly
AUCCUAUUGCAAAAUUACCAGUUGCGUAAUGGUAUAGUGGAAAUUGCUGGGAAAACGCACCCAUACGAGCUAUGCUUCAACGAAGAUUGUCGCAAGUUUGUAGGCGAUGGCAUAGCUAUGACUUAUGAGCUGCCUAUCUCGCCGCUUCAUAAUGCAACCAACGUUACCGUCAACUACAUCAACAAUGAAGGGCCAAUGGUCUUUACAACUAUUUGCGCAAACCCUGAGUUUUGCUCAAAAUCAAAUUCACUAUUCAGUCCAUCAUUAUUAGGCAAUCCCCACUGCUGGCCGGUGGGUGCUAUUGUAAGUGUAGCAUUGAUUGCGUAUUUCAUGAUGGUAAUCAUGAUAAUACCAAUCUGGUUUAUCGUAUCUCUGUUUAGGUCCAGGGAUAGCCAGCCUUCAACUAACAUUCAAAUCAAUUGUAACAAUACCACUCAUGCUGAAAAUAUUAAUCUUCAUUCCUGGAACCCAGCGCCUCUGAGCGCGGCCAUUUGUAAAGGUGCAGCAGCCUGCCAACAUGGCUUUACAAGGCAUGCGACUGAUAUCAUCUGUAACCAGGAUGGAAUUUGCAGCUACGAGUUCAGCAGGGAGUUUCUAUUCAAUAGAAUACAAACUGUGCACUGUAUAGAGAUCCGUUCACAAAAUAAAACAGUUGGGUUUCUGAAAAUGAGAAACACUGCAGUAAUCCUGACAUGUUCGAAAGUUUCGAAAUUCUUCUCUAAAAGCACUGAACUCAGAAUUUACUCUAGAGUUAGAUGUGCACAGAUGGGGUCAUGUCAUGGAAAUGUGUGCGAUCUUAUGCGCCCUAACCAGACGGUAUCUGAGCUGUCAAGAGCAAGAAAGUACCCAGGGUACUCGGGAUGUCAAUACACAUGCGGGGGCUUAAGCUGUGGAUGCGCUCUACCUUCCCCUUCAUGCACCUUUUACAGGGUUGCCCAUGUACCCAUUUCGAAGCAAGUAUUUGAAAUAAUAGAAUGCAGAGACUGGGUACCUAGCGUGCAGGUUGAGUUGGAAACAACUCUGUUCGGAAAGACCCAAAAAGGAAGUCUUUUCUUAGAGCCGUACCUCACUUCAAAGUUCUACACUUUCAACGUUACAGCUGUGUCAGUGCAGAAACCAACGUUAUCUUUGCUUGGUAAGAGGUUCGCUAUAUCACAAAAUAGAUCCAUGAUCUUACCGGACCAGUUCGUGGUACCGGUCGAAUGUGCAACCCUCGAAGAAGCAACAAUGAACUUUCAGAAUUGCGUUAAUAAGAUUAUCUGUGACUGUAACACCGGUUGGACUAAGCACCAUUGCCAAUGUCCACAAACAUCGCUCCGGCAAAUCAGUACUAAUAGUGAUCAUAUACUGCCACUAAGUACGCCAUCCAUGGAGAUACACAGCAAUGGCAGAGAGAUAUUCGCUAUCUCAGCUGACGUUGAAUCAACUGUUACAGUACAAUCCAGAUUUCUUAUGGAAACCGUCAACUUUGUCGACGAUGAGAAAUGCAAAGUGGAGCUAAGUUCGUUGACAGGAUGCUAUAACUGCAUUCAAGGAGCACAAAUCACUGCUCUCUGUGAAACGAAAAAUCCCACGGAAGUUGCCGUGCACUGCGCGCACAACACAUUCGUCAUAGAAUGUGGUCCAACGAAUCCGCAAAACGUAGUUAAACUCAGCUACGACCAUGCAGUAGUCAACCAGCACUGCUUCAGCGUAUGCGGUAACGAAAAUGUUACUAUACCGCUCAAUGGUACCCUUUUAUAUCAUGCUGAAAGGCACCAAUCAGUAUUUGAUUUCAACCAGGAGUUGAAACAUAAACAAAAUUUCAUGGAGUCGAUAGCAGACAUCAAAAUACCGGACUUAAGUCCACUAUUAAAUACCAUACGAGCUCAUUGGAAGCUUGCAAUGGUUGCCGCUACAUCCGUUAUGUUUAUUAACGAAACUAUCAAGUGC